This is a messenger RNA of Perognathus longimembris pacificus (Pacific pocket mouse), 1646 nucleotides long. RefSeq names its product MAP3K7 C-terminal like (gene Map3k7cl). Gene Ontology annotation, cellular component: nucleus; cytosol. The record is from RefSeq and is a predicted model, not a curated record. The transcript is spliced from 6 exons. Bases 334 to 762 code for a protein of 142 amino acids. NCBI's taxonomy places the organism in Eukaryota, Metazoa, Chordata, Mammalia, Rodentia, Heteromyidae.
CAGAUGUUUACUCUUCUGAUUCCAUAUCCAACUACACCACUGAGGUGAAGGUUAAGUCACAUGCAGAAGGAAGGAAAGCAGAUCCAUGCCUGAGGCCAAGGGAAGAUCUAUGGUUUCUCUGUUUAAUAUCCAGCACUGGAACCCAAGCUUCUGACUCAAAGACUAAUGAUUUUUUUUUUUUAGAACUGUUUCCAGAUUUAAACUCCAAUAUGUAGGACCAUUAACAACCCUCUCUAAAGAGAAAGAAACAGGCUUCAAAUUCUUCUGUGAGCAAAAAAGACCUGACAUCAAAAGCUGGAAGACCCAGGAGAAAACCGGGCCUCAGGUGCCCACAUGAUUAGCACAGCCAGGGUACCUGCAGAUAAGCCAGUACGCAUCGCCUUCAGCCUCAAUGACUCCUCAGAUGAUCCACCUCCUGAAGACUCCAUUCCUUUGGUCUUUCCAGAAUUAGACCAGCAGCUGCAGCCGCUGCCACCUUGUCAUGACUCCGUGGAAUCCAUGCAGGUGUUCAAGCAACACUGCCAGAUCGCAGAGGAGUACCAUGAAGUCAAGAAAGAAAUUGCCCUGCUGGAGGAGAGGAAAAAGGAGCUCAUCGCCAAGCUGGACCAGGCAGAAAGAGAGAAGGUGGACGCUGCCCAGCUGGUUCAGGAAUUUGAGGCUCUGACGGAGGAGAACCGGACACUGAAGUUGGCCCAGUCCCAAUGUGUGGAACAACUGGAAAAACUUAGAAUACAAUAUCAGAAGAGGCAGGGCUCAUCCUAACUUGAAAUGAUUAAAUGUAAGCAUAAGACAGUGGUGCCUACUCUGUGCUGGCCGGAAGGAUGGCCAGUAAACCUAUUGUUUCUCUGUAUUACCCACAUAGAAAAUGUUUAGAAGAAGAUCAUAUAUAGUUAUAUGUAAUAAGAAUUAACAUAUAAUUAUAUAUAAUAUUCUUUAGGAAGAUGUGAUCACAAUAUACAUUAAGGGUAGAAAAUGAUAAAAAGAAAAUAGAGUAUUGACUAACCCCCGCUAAGAAUCAUGAGCCAUGAAACAAACCAGUAAGAUUCUCACUGUAGCUGCACAUCUGUGCAUGCAUAAAUUUCAUGCCUUUGACAUUUCAGUUCUUCUCAGAUACAAACCAUCGCUAUUUCUCUGCAUAUAUUUAUGUUCACUAGAGUCACAUGUAAGCCUUCCAUGAUCGAUUGUCCUAAGAAUAAAUGGUUGCAUACUAUAAAAGCUCUCUCAUGAAAAUAUUAGUGGAAAUCAUGCUGUGCCAAGAGUUCAUUCACCUGUGCUGACUUUCUGUCACAAUAAAAACACAGGAAAUUCUGUAGUUUCUUUACUCCCUGUUAACACAUGGUAAACAUCUCUACUUUGUCGUGUGUGUACUCUUGGGGUACAGGUAAAAUGGAAAGGUAUGGUGUCUACCAUUAUUUGGUGAGUUCCCAUGUAAACAGCAGUGAAAUUAGAAGAUUACUUUGAUGUGGUUUAGAUCAGGAAUAACUAAUAGUAAAUUCUGAAUGAACAUAUAUAUAUACAUAUAUAUAUAUAUUCCCCUCAUUCUAGUUACUCAGCAUUUUGGUCUCUCACCCACAUUGGUCUCUUUGUUAUAUUAUGUCCAUUUCUAUUCAUGUAACUUCUUUUUCAUUAAACAUGGAUCAAAAUUG